This is a messenger RNA of Panicum virgatum (switchgrass), 868 nucleotides long. RefSeq names its product universal stress protein A-like protein. Bases 137 to 631 code for a protein of 164 amino acids. The transcript has 2 exons. Lineage: Eukaryota; Viridiplantae; Streptophyta; Magnoliopsida; Poales; Poaceae. The record is from RefSeq and is a predicted model, not a curated record.
CACGCACCCCUCAUCGAUCUCUCCGCCUAACUGUCCCCUUGUUUUGUCCACCACCGGCCCCCCUACCAUCCCAUCUCGAUCGCCGGAGUAUCGAUCGAGAUACACGCAUAGUCAAUCGUGCGACGACCUACGUGACAUGGCGGCGGGAGGAGGUGGAUCGUCGCCGGGGAAGCCGGUGAUGGUGGUGGGGAUCGACGACAGCGACCACAGCUACUACGCGCUGGAGUGGACGCUGCAGCACUUCUUCGCGCCGGGGCAGCCGCAGCAGUACCGCCUCGCCGUGCUCACCGCCAAGCCGCUGGCGUCCUCCGUCAUCGGCAUCGCCGGCAUCGGCUCGGCCGAGCUGCUGCCGACGGUGGAGGCCGAUCUCAAGCGCACCACCGCCAGGGUCAUGGACAAGGCCAGGAGCCUCUGCGCCGAGGUGGCCGACGUCGGCUACGAAGCCGUCGAGGGGGACGCCAGGGGCGUCAUCUGCGAGGCGGUCGACCGGCACCACGCCGAGAUCCUGGUCAUCGGCUGCCAUGGCUACAGCAAGUGGAAGAGGGCUGUUCUUGGAAGCGUGAGCGACUACUGCACCCACCACGCGCACUGCACCGUCAUGGUCGUCAAGAGGCCAAAGCACAAGCACUGACAGCGUUCUCUCUGUCCUUAAUGAUGAUGCUCCUGGCCGGCUCUGUAACAGAACAGAAAUGAAUUGAAACGGGGUCUUCUCGUUUCGCUUUUAUUCAUAGGGGUGUAGUGAUCUUAUUCCAGCAGCACAUUUAAAGAUCCUAAACUCCUAAUUAGAGUAGUCGUUUGUCUUACAUCGAUGGAUAUUGGAUGAUUUCGUUAUGGGCAUAUGUUGGCUAAUAACAUGGCUGAUUUUUCA